This is a messenger RNA of Lottia gigantea (owl limpet), 465 nucleotides long. RefSeq lists its product as hypothetical. The record is from RefSeq and is a predicted model, not a curated record. Gene Ontology annotation, molecular function: RNA binding. The transcript has 2 exons. The annotation marks the transcript as partial. Lineage: Eukaryota; Metazoa; Mollusca; Gastropoda; Lottiidae.
AGUAGAGGGAAUGGACCCCCUUCAACUGAUGGAAUGGUUUCUUUAAAAGUUGACAAUUUAACUUAUCGAACAAGACCUGAUGAUCUAAAAAGAGCUUUUGAAAAAUACGGUGAUGUUGGUGAUAUUUACAUUCCUCGUGAUCGAAUUACCAAAGAGAGUAGAGGAUUUGCAUUUGUAAGAUUUUUUGAUAAACGAGAUGCAGAAGAUGCAAUGGACUCCAUGGAUGGAGCAAUGAUGGAUGGUCGAGAUUUGCGGGUACAAAUGGCUAGAUAUGGUAGACCAACAAAUCAGAGGGGUCAUGAUAGUAGAAGAAGGGGUGAUAGAUAUUCCAGAAGACGAAGAUCUUACAGUCGAUCACGCUCACGAAGCCGAUCCAGGAGUCGAAGCAAGUCCAGGUCCAGAAGUCCUAGUAAAUCUAGAAGUAGAUCACCAUCUAAAUCACCUGCUAGAUCUAGGUCAGAAUCC